This is a messenger RNA of Striga hermonthica, 2412 nucleotides long. NCBI's taxonomy places the organism in Eukaryota, Viridiplantae, Streptophyta, Magnoliopsida, Lamiales, Orobanchaceae. The record is from the annotation of a GenBank genome assembly.
AUGUUAUUUUGCACGCGCCACGCGCUAAACACUGCAUCAUCACGUCACCUAAACACUAUCCUCUUUACGCGCCGCCUUAUAAUUUUCCACCCGCUAACUUCUCUUUCCGGCUCAUCUAACACUCGGUGGCACCAUUUAUUCAAACACGUUCGGUCGCCGGAAAAUUACUCCUCAGUUUUUCGCCUUCCGUCGCGUCCUUUGUCCACGUCUCCGAGCAUGGGAUCCCUCACCGCCUUUGACGAGAUUCUGCAGUAUCCCGUCGCUCGCAGGGACGAGUCUGUGGUCGAUAAUUAUCACGGCGUCUCGGUCCCUGACGCUUAUCGAUGGCUUGAGGACCCUGAUUCUGAAGAGACAAAAGAUUUUGUUGAGAAGCAGACGAGAUUGACUGAUUCAGUGCUCGAAACCUGCGAAACCAGGGACAAGCUUCGUGAGAAGCUUACAAAGUUGUAUGAUUUCCCAAAGUUUAAUGCUCCAUUUAGGGCUGGUGAAAAGUACUUUUACUUCCAUAACACUGGUCUACAACCACAGACGGUCCUUUAUGUUCAGGAUAGCUUGGAUGGGAAACCUGAGGUUUUGCUUGAUCCAAACACUCUAAGUGAGGAUGGAACAGUGGCAUUGAGUGCAUAUGCUGUUAGCGAGGAUGCAAAAUACUUGGCAUAUGGAACGAGUUCGAGUGGAAGUGAUUGGGUCACCAUUAAUGUUAUGCGUGUUGAUGAUAAAAGUACUGAGCCUGAUACCAUUUCAUGGGUUAAGUUUUCGAGCAUCAGUUGGACUCAUGACAGCAAGGGAUUUUUCUACAGCCGUUAUCCAGCUCCCGAGAAUGGAGAGAAGAUGGAUGCAGGCACUGAGACCCAUGCCAAUCUAAACCACGAAAUCUAUUAUCAUUUUUUGGGUACUGAUCAAUCUGAAGAUAUCUUAUGUUGGAGUGACCCAGAAAAUCCUAAGCAUACACGUUCUGCUUCGGUCACGGAAGAUGGCAAGUAUGUUCUUCUAUAUAUCGAUGAAAACUGUGACCCCGUCAACAAGGUCUAUUACUUUGACCUAUCAUUGCUCCCCGAAGGGCUUGAAGGUUAUAAAGGGGCAAAAGAAUUCCUUCCUUUUGUCAAGCUUGUCGACACAUUUGAAGCUUCCUAUCACUAUGUUGCCAAUGAUGAUACAGUUUUCACCUUCCUCACCAAUAAAGAUGCUCCAAGAAACAAACUUGUCCGGGUUGACCUAAAAGAACCAACUUCGUGGGUUGAUGUCCUUGAAGAAGAUGAAAAGGAUGUCCUUGAAUCUGCUACAGCUGUAAAUGGAAACCGAAUUGUGGUUAACUAUUUGAGUGAUGUGAAAAAUGUUCUGCAAGUAAGAGAUUUAAAGACUGGUAAACUUUUGCACAAAUUACCACUUGAAAUUGGAGCUGUAUCCGAGAUAUCUACUCGACGCAAAGACAAAGUGGUCUUUGUUGGGUUCACAAGCUUCCUUGUCCCAGGCAUUAUAUAUACGUGCAACCUGGAAGGUGAUGAACCAGAUAUAAGAAUCUUUCGUGAAAUUGUGGUUCCUGGGUUUGACAGGACUGAGUUUGAGGCCAACCAGGUGUUUGUACCCAGUAAAGAUGGCACUAAAAUCCCAUUGUUUAUAGUGGCUAGAAAGGGUCUUAGCCUAGAUGGAUCCCACCCCUGUUUACUUUAUGGAUAUGGUGGAUUUAAUAUUAGCAUCACUCCAUAUUUUGCUGCUAGUCGUAUUCUGAUUGCAAAGCAUUUAGAUGCUGUCUUCUGCAUUGCGAACAUACGCGGGGGAGGAGAGUAUGGAGAAGAAUGGCAUAAAGCUGGUUCUCUUUCAAAGAAGCAGAAUUGUUUUGAUGAUUUUAUAUCAGCAGCCGAGUAUCUUGUCUCUGCUGGUUACACUCAGCCUAAGAAGCUGUGUAUUGAAGGCGGUAGUAACGGUGGGCUUCUUGUUGGGGCUUGUAUUAAUCAGAGACCUGAUCUUUUCGGCUGUGCACUUGCACAUGUUGGUGUUAUGGACAUGCUGAGGUUUCACAAGUUCACCAUUGGUCAUGCAUGGACCUCGGAUUAUGGCUGUUCAGAGAAGGAGGAAGAGUUCAAUUGGCUAUUCAAGUACUCGCCUCUCCAUAAUGUUAGGAGACCUUGGGAAAAUCAUUCUCAUAAGGACACUCAGUACCCAUCCACUAUGUUGUUGACUGCUGACCACGAUGAUCGUGUUGUCCCACUUCACUCCCUCAAGUUAUUGGCGACAUUGCAAUAUGUAUUAUGCACGAGCUUGGAGAAAAGCCCUCAAAGGAACCCGAUUAUCGGGCGUAUAGAGCAGAAGGCAGGUCAUGGAGCUGGAAUGCCAACCCAGAAAAUUAUUGAUGAAGCUGCUGAUAGAUAUGCAUUCAUGGCGAAGGUGGUAAAUGCCACCUGGAGUGAUUAG